Molecule: messenger RNA, 684 nt
Organism: Portunus trituberculatus (swimming crab)
Lineage: Eukaryota; Metazoa; Arthropoda; Malacostraca; Decapoda; Portunidae
Product: protein ZBED8-like
Exons: 1
Coding region: 1-684 (227 amino acids)
Source: RefSeq, a predicted model, not a curated record
AUGUCGAAGAAACGAAAGUGGAAUGACGAAUAUGUUAACUUUGGCUUCACCUGUGCUACAGAGAAGGAUGGAACACAACGUCCACAGUGUAUCCUGUGCAUCACACUCUUCUCUAAUGCGAAUUUGAAACCAUCAAAGCUUGACGAACAUUUCAAGAACAAACAUGAUGGUAGGGAUGCAGGAAAUGAUAUUGUGACAUUAAGGGACAAAAGAGCUAGGUUUGAUCAGGUUGGCACAUUGCCGACAUAUGGAUUUUCACCAACAGAGAAACCUUUACCGCGUGCUUCAUAUGAAAUUGCAUACCAUAUUGCUAAAUCAAAGAAACCCCAUACAGUUGGUGAGGAAUUGAUCAAACCAUGUGCCCUUGAAAUGGCAAAGAUUGUUCUCGGCAAGGAAGCUGAGAAGAAACUCCAAGUGUCUGUGUCAAAUGAUGUGAUCCAUAACCGAAUCAUCGACAUGAGUGGUGACAUCCUGGAACAAGUUGUAGCUGACAUCAAGGAUAGUCCAGUCAAGAUUAGCCUACAAGUUGAUGAAUCAACAGAUGUAUCCAACUGUUGUCAGCUAUUGGCAGUAGUUCGCUACGUGAAAGAAAAAAAGGUGGAAGAAAGUUUUCUCUUCUGUCAGUCCCUGAAGACAAUUGCACAGGCUAAAGAUGUGUUUAAUAAUAUGCAAGGAUUCUUCUAA